AUGGAACACAACAAGAAGAAGUGGGUGGAGGAGAACAAAGAGGAGCGGGAGGAUGAGGAGGUGGAGGAGAAGAAGAAGGAGAAGAUAAAAAAGAACCAUCCAGUAUCUCUGCUCACGCUAAUUCUGGUUUUGAAAACAUGUGUGUCAACCGAGGUGAUGGACCCCCGGCCGAAUAUUUUACUGAUAAUGGCGGAUGAUCUUGGGAUUGGUGACCUUGGUUGCUAUGGUAAUUACACGAUGAGGACCCCUAACAUAGAUGGCCUGGCAAGAGACGGUGUGAGGCUAACCCAGAACAUAGCGGCAGAGUCCAUGUGCACCCCGAGCCGGGCUGCUUUUCUUACCGGUCGGUACCCUGUCCGAUCAGGCAUGGCUUCUAACAAAGUAGAUCGUUCUAAAGCUGUGUUCACUAGUCUCGGGGUUCCUGGAGGGCUCCCCAGAAAUGAGACCACAUUUGCCGCCAUCUUGAAGACAAAAGGAUAUCACACUGGAUUAAUAGGCAAAUGGCACCAGGGCUUGAAUUGCAAAUCUCGAUGGGACCAUUGCCACCACCCUAUGAACUAUGGCUUUGACUAUUACUACGGCAUGCCUUACACACUCACCUCUUCUUGCUGGCCGGACCCGUCUCGGCACAUGGAGUUGUCCAUUGGGAACAAGCUCUGGCUAUGCAUGCAGCUGGUGGCUGUGGCUGUGGUCACUCUGGCCGCCGGAAAGCUGACUGGCCGGAUCUCCGUUCCCUGGAGCCUCAUCUUCGGCAUGAUUCUGUUCAUCUUCCUCCUGAGCUACUUUUGGUUCUCCAGCCUCUCGUCCAAACUCUACUGGAAUUGCCUCCUUAUGCGAGGUCACGAAAUCUCAGAGCAGAGCAUGAAGGCACAGAGAGCUGGCUCCCUAAUGCUGCACGAGGCGGUGUCUUUCAUUGAGAAAAACCGCGGGGGUCCGUUCCUGCUCUUUUUCUCCUUUCUUCAUGUCCAUACCCCUCUUCCGACCACAGAGGACUUCAUGGGCACCAGCCAGCACGGUUUAUAUGGUGACAACGUGCAGGAGAUGGACUACUUGGUGGGUCACAUCCUGGAUGCCAUUGAGGCCAAUGGUUUGCAUAACAAAACCAUUGUCUACUUCGCCUCAGACCACGGAGGACACUUGGAAGCCAGAAAAGGACAUGUUCAGUAUGGAGGAUGGAAUGGAAUCUUCAAAGGUGGUAAAGGAAUGUCAGGGUGGGAAGGUGGAAUUCGUGUUCCAGGAAUCUUCAGAUGGCCAGGGGUGUUAGAAGCUGGAAAGUUGAUCAAUGAGCCCACAAGUCUAAUGGACAUCUUACCCACCCUGGCUUCACUGGUUGGUGCACCUCUGCCUCAGGACAGGGUGAUUGAUGGCCGAGAUCUCAUGCCCUUGCUGAAGGGUGAGACCCAGCACUCGGAGCACGAAUUCCUGUUUCAUUACUGUGGCACGUACCUCCACGCCGUGCGGUGGAAACCAAAAGACAGUGAUGUAGUUUGGAAAGUCCAUUAUGUGACACCGACAUUUAAUCACAAAGGGGAGCAAGCCUGCUAUGAAACAAUAUUCUGCCAGUGUACAGGUGAAAAUGUCACUCACCAUGACCCGCCUUUGCUUUUUGAGCUCUCCCGAGACCCAGCUGAGUCCACUUCACUGUCCAGGGACACGGAGCCCUUGUAUGACUUGGUGGUAGCCACAGUGGAGGAUGCUGUGAAGCAACACCGUGAGACCCUCACCCCAGUCCCCCAGCAGGUGUCUGACUACAACGAAGACAUUGUGUGGCUUCGACCAUGCUGUGGAGUAUUUCCAUUCUGUCUCUGUGAUAAGGAGAGUGGAAACGAAGAGUUCAGCUCUUAA
Messenger RNA from Chrysochloris asiatica (Cape golden mole), 1845 nucleotides. RefSeq names its product arylsulfatase F (gene ARSF). Bases 1 to 1845 code for a protein of 614 amino acids. Gene Ontology annotation, molecular function: arylsulfatase activity. The transcript is spliced from 10 exons. NCBI's taxonomy places the organism in Eukaryota, Metazoa, Chordata, Mammalia, Afrosoricida, Chrysochloridae. The record is from RefSeq and is a predicted model, not a curated record.